GAUCUAGGUACUGGAAGAGAAAAGGUGUGGCCUUUUCUGAACUGCAUCUUCACGAGACAUCCUUGAGCACCUUUAUUCGUUCUGGCUUAUCUCUUCUGAAGUCAACAACACCAGCGUUUUCAGCUCGCUUCUGAAGGGUGCCCAGAGGAGAGGAGGAGGAAGAAGAAGCGUCUCCUUCCUGACGCUGCGCGCGCGCGCCCUUUUUCGCUUUCCUGCCGCCAUUUGUAUCCUCCAAGAAGCUAGCGUCAGCUGGGUUCGUGGCACGCAUGGUUUGGACUUUGGAUAGGGUAGCGAGCGCGUACGAUUGGGUAGGCAUCAAGCCUUUGCAUGGGCAUGAGCACUUGGGAUCUAUUUAGCUUGGUGUGAAGUACAAAUACUUUGCUUUGGAUCGAGUCAUUAGUAUCUAAGUGUAGUGCUAGUGCGGCGAGCAAUGCUCGUGGUGGUGGCGCGGCCGUCGUCCGGCGUGUCGCUCCGUCGUAUUGAUACCGGUGCCGGCAUGCCGUUUGCGUCGUGCGAUUCUUGAUACGCCGCCCCAUAUGCUUUCUUGUUUCCGGCUGCCGCGGCCGGCCGCCGGGGACACGGACCAGGCCGCGGCGUCUCCCCGGCGGCCGUCGCUGCCGUUCGCGACGAGCCUGUUCGCGGCGUCCCCGUCGACGUCAGGGAGGGGGAAGAGCCCGUGGCCGUCGGAGGCGGACGACAUGGAGAAGAAACGGUGGGACAGCAUGGAGUCGUGGUCGAUGCUGCUGGACACGGCCAUGGGGCCGGCCGGUGAGGGAUCCAGGGACAGCGGCCGGCGGGAGGAGUGGAUGGCCGACCUCUCGCAGCUCUUUAUCGGCAACAAGUUCGCCUCCGGCGCCAACAGUCGCAUCUACCGUGGCAUCUACAAGCAGCGCGCCGUCGCCGUCAAGAUGGUGCGCAUCCCAGAGCGCGACGAGGCCCGCCGCGCCGUCCUCGAGGACCAGUUCAACUCCGAGGUCGCCUUCCUCUCCCGCCUCUACCACCCCAACAUUGUGCAGUUCAUCGCGGCGUGCAAGAAACCGCCGGUGUACUGCAUCAUCACGGAGUACAUGUCCCAGGGGACGCUGCGGAUGUACCUAAACAAGAAGGACCCGUACUCGCUGUCGCCGGAGACGAUCCUGAAGCUGGCGCUGGACAUCUCGCGGGGCAUGGAGUACCUGCACGCGCAGGGCGUGAUCCACCGCGACCUCAAGUCCCAGAACCUGCUGCUCAACGACGAGAUGCGCGUCAAGGUGGCCGACUUCGGCACGUCCUGCCUCGAGACCCGGUGCCAGGCCACCAAGGGCAACAAGGGCACCUACCGGUGGAUGGCCCCCGAGAUGACCAAGGAGAAGCCCUACACCCGCAAGGUCGACGUCUACAGCUUCGGCAUCGUGCUCUGGGAGCUCACCACCUGCCUCCUCCCCUUCCAGGGCAUGACGCCCGUCCAGGCCGCCUACGCAGCCUCCGAGAAGAACCUGCGGCCGCCGCUGUCGAGCUCGUGCCCGCCAGUGCUGAACAACCUGAUCAAGAGGUGCUGGUCGGCGAACCCGGCGAGGAGGCCGGAGUUCAGCUACAUCGUGUCGGUGCUGGAGAAGUACGACCACUGCGUCAAGGAGGGGAUGCCGGUGAUGGUGCACCAGGAGCUCAGGAUCUGGCGCUCCUUCGCCAAGAUCUUCAGGGUGGGAUGCGUCACCAACAACUUGUCCAUACCGGUGCAUGCAUGAUCCGUCACCACACCACGUAACGUAUGCUGAACUAUCGUAACAAUGCCUACACCUCCUCCUCCUGCUGUUACUAUUUGUCUCUGCUUAAUUUGUCUGAGAGACUAGGAAGUAUAUA
Molecule: messenger RNA, 1839 nt
Organism: Phragmites australis (common reed)
Lineage: Eukaryota; Viridiplantae; Streptophyta; Magnoliopsida; Poales; Poaceae
Product: serine/threonine/tyrosine-protein kinase HT1-like
Exons: 3
Coding region: 537-1724 (395 amino acids)
Biological process (GO): protein phosphorylation
Molecular function (GO): protein kinase activity; ATP binding
Source: RefSeq, a predicted model, not a curated record